AUUUUUUUAAUCUUGAGGAUUCCAAUUGCAAAAAAUGCCCAUGUUUUAUAUCGGUGAUCGAUAAUUACAAUACUCCCAAAAUGAGAAAAUAUAGCUUGUGAAGAGUUCUUCGGGACCCAAAAUUUUCCGAGAAUGACGUCAGAUUCGAAAGUUCACCUGUUCGAGGAGGUCGCGAAGCAUAACAAUACCAAAGAUUGCUGGCUGAUUAUAAGUGGAAAGGUUUAUGAUGUGACUACAUUCAUGGACGAUCACCCGGGAGGUGAUGAAGUUCUUCUAUCAGCCACAGGAAAAGAUGCAACCAAUGACUUUGAAGACGUUGGGCACAGUGAUUCUGCUCGGGAAAUGCUGCAUAAAUACUAUAUUGGCGAGAUAGACCCAUCAACAGUCCCCUUGAAACGAGUAUACAUUCCCCCACAACAAGCCCAAGCACAGUACAAUCAAGAUAAGUCUUCGGAUUUUCUAAUCAAGAUUUUGCAGUUCAUUGUGCCUCUCUUGAUUCUUGGGUUGGCUUUUGUUGUCCGCCACUACACGAAAGAGAAAGAAAAUUGAUGGUCGUGAAGAAUGCUAUUUUUCUUUUAUUAUUAUUAUUAU
Messenger RNA from Striga asiatica, 591 nucleotides. The record is from the annotation of a GenBank genome assembly. Lineage: Eukaryota; Viridiplantae; Streptophyta; Magnoliopsida; Lamiales; Orobanchaceae.